GGUCAUGAUGGAGAGUACUCAUCAGAAGCAGGUGUGUCCCGGAGAAAGGGGAACGUUCUGAGGACCGGUUGCGUCUGUUGAGUCUCAGAUCGUACGAGUCUUCAGGAUGGAAGAUUUUCCCAGCUGUCCCAAUGUUAGCAUUCCCUGCUCCAAUGAGCAAAGAGACAAGAAGAAGCGCUAUACUGUUUACAAAGUAAUGGUCAGUGUUGGAAGACAUGAGUGGUUUGUGUUUCGGAGAUACGCUGAAUUUGACAAAUUGUACAAUACAUUGAAGAAACAGUUUCCCACAAUGAAUUUGAAGAUUCCAGCUAAGAGAAUAUUUGGAGACAACUUUGACCCAGAGUUUAUAAAGCAGAGAAGAGCAGGGUUACAUGAGUUCAUUCAGAGGAUCGUCUCUCAUUCACAUAUAAGCAACCAUCCUGAUAUUCAAGAUUUUUUGCAGCUAGACAAAUCGAAAAACUUCUCAGAUGCAUCAGAGGAUGAAGAUGACAAGAGUAACUCUACUUCUAGAAACAUUAACCUGGGGCCAUCUGCUAAUCCACAGGCAAAGCCCACCGACUUUGACUUUCUUAAAGUCAUUGGAAAGGGAAGCUUUGGAAAGGUUCUCCUCGCAAAGAGGAAACGGGAUGGGAAAUGUUACGCCAUCAAAGUCUUGCAGAAAAAGGUCAUUUUAAACAGGAGAGAGCAAAAGCACAUCAUGGCUGAGCGUAAUGUGUUGUUAAAGAACGUUAAACAUCCCUUCCUGGUUGGACUGCACUAUUCUUUUCAGACAGCAGACAAGUUAUACUUUGUCCUGGAUUUUGUCAAUGGUGGAGAACUUUUCUUUCACCUCCAAAAAGAACGAACUUUUCCCGAACCCAGAGCUAAGUUUUAUAUCGCUGAGAUGGCAAGUGCUCUGGGUUACCUGCACUCUCUCAAGAUUGUUUACAGGGACUUGAAACCAGAAAAUAUCCUUUUGGACUCUCAAGGACACAUAGUCUUGACUGACUUUGGGCUGUGUAAGGAAGGCAUCUCGCAAGCUGACACAACGACCACAUUUUGUGGAACACCUGAGUAUCUAGCCCCGGAAGUUCUCAAGAAGCAGCCCUAUGAUAACACAGUCGACUGGUGGUGUCUGGGUUCUGUCCUCUAUGAAAUGCUCUAUGGGCUUCCUCCAUUCUACAGCAGGGACACACAUGAGAUGUAUGACAAUAUUCUUCACAAGGAACUAGUGAUGCGCCCCGGGGCAUCCACUGCUGCCUGGUCUAUACUUCAGGCCCUGUUGGAGAAAGACCACACCAGGAGGCUUGGCUACAGAGAUGACUUUAGUGAAGUCAGAGGGCAUGACUUUUUCUCAUCCAUCAACUGGGACGACCUUGAGCAGAAAAAGAUCCCACCCCCUUUUAACCCUUGUGUGGACUCCCAGUAUGACAUCUCAAACUUUGAUCCAGAAUUUACAGAGGAAGCUGUGCCGAACUCUGUGUGCGUCUCUUCAGGGAUGUCAAUAGUUAACGCUAGCGUCAUGGAGGCUGAUGCUGCCUUUGUGGGCUUUUCUUAUGCUCCGCCAUCAGAAGAUUCAUUCUUGUUUGAUUAACAGUGAAUCACACAGGGCGUGAAAUGGCUGUGCUGUGAUCGCUCUCGCUCUCUCUCUCUCUCUCUCUCUCUCUCUGAUGAAAGGGACGAGUUUUGUGUCCUAGUCAGAGAAUGAACCCUUGUGUUUGUAACAGUGCAUAACCCUUUUGGAAUGCAGGGUGUUUCAAACUUUAUUUUUAUGCUUAAAGUAUAUUUUGUAUAACAUUGAACACUUUACCUGAGACAUAGUUCAGAUGCUGAUGUGUUCGUAUUUGUUCCCCUCAGAAUUGUUUUCUAUGGUUAAAUUGAUAUGUAUUAAGGAAAACUGGAUGAGAUUUGUUCACUUGAGCAUCCGCUUUA
Molecule: messenger RNA, 1911 nt
Organism: Triplophysa rosa
Lineage: Eukaryota; Metazoa; Chordata; Actinopteri; Cypriniformes; Nemacheilidae
Gene: sgk3
Product: serum/glucocorticoid regulated kinase family member 3
Exons: 16
Coding region: 107-1573 (488 amino acids)
Biological process (GO): protein phosphorylation
Molecular function (GO): protein serine/threonine kinase activity; ATP binding; phosphatidylinositol binding
Source: RefSeq, a predicted model, not a curated record